CAAAGCAAAUGGAAGAUCUUUUAAUACAAAAUGUCAACCUGGAAAAGCCUGAAAACCACCUGCAGCACCGCACCGAUGGCUUCGACGGUGCCAAGUCUCUGGUGGUCCGAAGAGGAGCUCCGUUCAAGGUCACUGUCCAGCUGAAAGGGCGACCCUUUAACCCCAACACGGACCACAUACGGAUCAAAGUCAUGCUGGGCCGCCUGUACGUGGUGAUGCCGGUCACCUUCCACAAGGAAGCCUCGGCCACUCGCUGGAGAGCCUACAUGGACCCGGAGGGUCUGAAUCUGAAGCGACCCUCCAUCUACAUCUCCCCCCCAGCCGUGGCCUCGGUGGGCAGCUACAGGUUCCAGCUGUGCGUCUUCACUCCGAUCGGGAAACAGUCCGGCAAGUUUGGAAAGUUCGUCCUCCUGUGCAACCCGUGGUGCAGCGAUGACACGGUGUAUAUCCCGUUCGAGGACCAGAGAGAAGAGUACAUCCUGAACGACUCCUGCUUGCUGUUCAUGGGCUCCUGCAAGAACGUGGUGUCCAGGCCGUGGUCCUACGAUCAGUUUGAACCCGGGGUCCUGGAAGCCUGUCUGAAUCUGCUGCAGGUCAGUCCGGAGCACCAGAAGAACCGGCGGCGGGACUAUCUUCACCGGAACAACCCCGUCUACAUCAGCAGAGUGGUGUCCGCCAUGAUCAACUCUGAGGACGACCGCGGAGUUCUGAAGGGAAAGUGGUCCGGCACCUUCAAGGAUGGGGUCAAUCCGGCCUUGUGGACCGGCAGUGGGGACAUUCUGACAAAGUGGGCCCAGUCCGGCUACCAAGCGGUCAAGUACGGCCAGUGCUGGGUGUUCGCUGCUGUUAUGUGCACAGUGAUGAGAGUCCUGGGCAUUCCCUGCCGCGUUGUCACCAACUUCAACUCCGCUCACGACACCAACGGAAACCUGGUGAUCGAGGAGUACUACAGUGAGACGGGCCAGAAGCUGAGGCACAGCAAAGACAGCAUAUGGAACUUCCACGUGUGGGUGGAGUGUUGGAUGGCGCGCGGCGAUCUUGGUUCCGGCAUGGACGGAUGGCAGGUCCUGGAUCCGACGCCUCAGGAGCGGAGCGGAGGUGUGUUCUGCUGCGGCCCGGCUCCGGUCAGAGCCAUCAAGGAGCGGCGCAUCGACCUGCUCUACGACGUGCCUUUUGUCUACGCCGAGGUCAACGCUGACGUGCACACGAUGAUCGUGAGUCAGGGCCAGGUGGUCAGCCACAGCAUGGACACGGAGAGAGUCGGGUCUCUCAUCUGCACCAAAGUCGUCGGCUUCCCCCGAGUCCAGAACAUCACCGGAGACUACAAGUUUGUCAAAGGUUGGACCUCCCCGAUGUCGUCCAGGAGCUCCACUCUGUCGUCCAGGAGCUCUGGGUAUUCCGAGGACUCGACUCUGACAAGAGCAGGUUCCUCCUCCGGCGCCACUGUCUCCCUGGAUCUGGAUAAAGCUCCAAUUGCAGGAGAACCCAUCAACUUCACCAUCAAGGUCAUGAACCUGCAGAAGGUCAGCAAGAUGAUGAAGCUUCACCUGAAUGCUCAGGCCAAAGAGUACAACAACAGUCCCUCCGACACCUUCUGGGAGGUCCAUGGCGUUCUCCACCUGGGUCCCAUGGAAGUGAAGACCAUAAAGAAGCAGAUCUUUCCAGCCGAGUACGAGGACGUGGUGGGUGACGACCUCAUCAACCUGGCUGUGGUUGUGGAGGACACGUCCAGUGAGGACCGGCUCCUGGCCUCCGAGGAGUUCAACAUCGCCAGCCCGGAGCUCAUCAUUCAGAUUCCAGAUGAAAAAUCCGUCCGCGUGAACCAGGAGCAGGUGGCCACAGUGACCUUCAAGAACCCCUUUUCCCACCCGGUCAGCGGAGCUCUGACUCUGGUCGGCUCCGGCUUGAUCCGCGGAAAACUUAAUUUCAGACUGUCUGCGCUGAGAGCCGGAGGAACCGUGGAGCAGAGCUUCAGCUUCACCCCCUUCAUGCUGGGGACCAAAAUGCUGCAGGCCAGUCUGUCGCUCUUCAACACCAACUCCACCAUCCGAGGAUUCAAGAUGAUCUACGUCAACAGGUCCUGAACACCACUGAACAACGGCGGAAGUGUGACAAUGAGAGAAACUACGACCGGUAAAAAUGUAAAUUCUAUUUAUUUAUUUAUUUAUUUGUGAGCUUGGAGCUGUGCCUGAACUGCCGGCUGAAAACGUUCUGUGUCUGGAAGCCGUUUCCCGCUU
This is a messenger RNA of Synchiropus splendidus (mandarinfish), 2237 nucleotides long. RefSeq names its product transglutaminase 5, like (gene tgm5l). Bases 9 to 2084 code for a protein of 691 amino acids. Gene Ontology annotation, molecular function: protein-glutamine gamma-glutamyltransferase activity. The record is from RefSeq and is a predicted model, not a curated record. The transcript is spliced from 14 exons. Lineage: Eukaryota; Metazoa; Chordata; Actinopteri; Syngnathiformes; Callionymidae. Gene Ontology annotation, biological process: peptide cross-linking.